Messenger RNA from Peromyscus californicus insignis, 4634 nucleotides. RefSeq names its product fibrosin like 1 (gene Fbrsl1). NCBI's taxonomy places the organism in Eukaryota, Metazoa, Chordata, Mammalia, Rodentia, Cricetidae. Bases 16 to 3351 code for a protein of 1111 amino acids. The record is from RefSeq and is a predicted model, not a curated record. The transcript has 21 exons.
AGCCGCGGCGCCGCCAUGGAGGCCAAGGUCCGGCCGAGCCGGCGCUCGCGCGCGCAGCGAGACCGCGGCCGGCGUCGGGAAGCCGCCCGCGACGCCCGCGCGCAGAGCCCGUCGUCGGGUGACGAGCCGGAGCCCAGUCCUGGCAAGGAGAACGCGGGACUCCGCGGCGCGCCGCCUCAGCGCCCUACGCCCCUGCGCGCCGCGCGCCCCCCGCGGCGUCGUCGCCGCGAGUCCAGUUCGCAGGAGGAGGAGGUUAUAGACGGCUUCGCUAUAGCCAGCUUCAGCACCCUGGAGGCCCUGGAGAAGGAUAUGGCUCUGAAGCCACAUGAACGGAAGGAGAAAUGGGAUCAACGCCUCAUCAAGAAGCCCCGAGAGUCAGAAAACUGCCCAUCUGCUGAGCUGAGUGAGAACAGGCAGCCCCUGGAGGCGGGCAGUCCAGGGCAGGAUGCAGAGCCCACUUGUGAUGAAGGGACUAGGAAGGUCCCAUUGCAGCCCUCCAAACAGAUGAAGGUCACCAUGGCCAGAGGGGGUGACCGGAACAGUGACGACGACAGCGUCCUUGAAGCUUCCAGCUCUCAGCAUAGCAGCUCCCGGGACCAGCUGAGCGACAGCUCUGCACAGGCGGUUUCCGGGAGAGGCUACUCAUGCGACAGUGAAAGUGGCGUGGAUGACAAGGCAUCUGUAGGCUCUGAGAAGCUCUUUGCCCCGGCACCUGACAAAGGCUCUGGAAGAGGUGAGAAGUCAGAGGCCAAGGCGGGGGCAGUGCCCAAGGUGUCAGGCCUGGAGCGCAGCCGUGAGCUCAGCACUGAGUCUUUCCUGCCUGCCACAGCACCGGCGCCCUCAGGACCUCUGCCAGGAGCUCGGGCCAGCCCCCUGGUGAAGAGGGAAGCCCCCAUAGUACCUCACCACGUCCCGCAGCCACCGCUCACCCCGCAGCAUCGCGGCUCACUCCCAACACACGUGCCUCUGUCCUUGGGCGCCUUUGUGGGCCCUGGCUCUGGCCAGGUGGCACCCAACAGCCUGCACCUGCACAGCCUCAGCAGGAGCAGCAGCACGGUCAGCGGCACCCCUCUGGGCCUGGCGAAGCACGUGACACUGUCGCCACACGGCCCUGGCCCCCACCUGUCUACCUCACACCUGGCGCUCAGGUCCCAGGCGCAGCACCAGCACCACGCCGCAGCAAUGUUCGCUGCCCCCGCAACACUGCCCCCGCCCCCGGCAUUGCCUGCCAGCAGCCUGGUCAUCCCAGGACACCCCGCCGAUGCCAGCCUGUUGAUCUCAUUCAACCAGCCAAUCAUGUAUUGCCAGCCUCAUUCGGGGAUUCUGAUUGAUCACGAACUGCUCAGGCAAGAGCUGAACACGCGGUUUCUGGUGCAGAACGCCGAGCGGCCUAGCGCCUCCCUGGGCCCGGGGGCUCUGCUGCGGGCCGAGUUCCACCAGCACACGCACCAGCACACGCACCAGCACACACACCAGCACACACACCAGCACCAACACACAUUUGCUCCCUUCGCGGGGCUGCCCCCGACGCCGCUCAUGCCGCCCACCGCACCCUCGCCGUUUGACAAGUUCUCACCCAAGCUGGAUAGCCCCUACUUCCGACAUUCCAACCUCUUCCCGCCCUUCCCUCCCACAGGCCCUGGGCUUCCCACCCUGCUUGCACACCCUGGCCCCUUUGGGUCCCUGCAGGGCGCUUUUCAGCCCAAGACUUCAAACUCAAUCGAGAUAACGGGCCGGGCCAGUGCGGUUCACACUUUCCUGCAGAAAGCCCCUGGGGUGUCUGAUCCAUACCGGACAGCAGUCAGGAAACCAGGGAAGUGGUGUGCGGUACACGUGCAGAUCGCCUGGCAGAUCUACCACCAGCAGCAGAAGAUGAAGAUGCAGCUGGACCCCCACAAGCUGGAGGUUGGCACAAAGCUGGACCUGUUCAGCCGGCCUCCUGCCCCAGGCAUGUUCUCUGGGUUCCACUACCCACAGGACCUGGCCCGGCCCCUCUUCUCCAGCACAGGUGCCGCUCAUCCAACCACCAACCCGUUUGGACCCUCAGCUCAUCAUGGCAGCUUCCUGCCCACUGGUCAUCUGACAGACCCCUUCAGCAGAUCCAGCACCUUUGGAGGCCUGGGGAGCCUGGGCAGCCACGCUUUUGGAGGUCUGGGCAGCCACGCACUGACACCAGGGAGUAGCAUCUUUGCCCCCAAGGAGGGCACAGCUUUGCUUGGCCUGCCCAGCCCCCAUGACGCCUGGAACCGGCUGCACCGGGCACCACCUUCCUUUCCUACCCCGCCCCCAUGGCCCAAGCCAAUGGAUACAGAGCGCUUCUCAGCCCUGACCAACCACGACCGAGAGCCUGACAAGGGCCAGGAAGAGCAUGAGCGAAAAGGGCAGACCUUCCAUGAAUAUCAACCAGCCAUGGUAUAUCAAGUUGCAGUGAGACUAGGCACCUCCUCUUCUGUUAAGGCUGGACGAGGCAAUCCGGUAGGGGAAAGGGUCCCAAAAGCAGACAGGGACCUCCUGGAGAAGACACGCCUGCUGAGCCAUGGCUCGCCUGCAGCACCAGUGGGCCACCCCAUCAGCAGCCUCCUGCAGCGGGGCCCUGGUGAGCUGGGCCGCCCUGGGAUCCUCACAGACCGCGAGGCUGAGCCUCGGGUCAAGGAGAGCCACUCACCUGGCAAAGAGGAUGGCGCCAAACUGGCUGCACGACCUCCAUCGCCCUACUGCAAGGCAGCCCUGGGUGACUGCCUGCGCCUGGCAGGCCUGUUGGGUCGGGAGUCCGGGAAGCAGACGCCUGAGCGGCCCCAGGGCGACGUGAAGGUAAAGGAGGAGCGCAGGGAAGACCAAACACCAGAGCUCACGGGCGUCAGCGUGCACUCCACAGCCACACAUCUGGGCCUGGGCACGCCGGGCUUCGUGUGGGACCCGCCGCGCGACACCUACCGGGGCCUAGAACUUCCGCGCCGCACCUUUCCCGCCCCGCCGUCCGCUGUGGGCUCCGCUCCCUUUGAGCUCUCUGAGCGCGCCUACCGCGACCGCGAGCCUCACGACUACAGCCCCGACCGCCUGCGGGACGUGCGCCGGGAGGAGCUGGAGCGCGCACGCGCCCCCGACCCAGACGCCUCGCUCCUGCCUGCGAUGCACUACCCGCGCCUGACUCCUGGCGCGCUGCACGGCGUACUCCUGGCCCGGACCCCGCCGGCUGCCGCCGCACUCGGUGCGCCUCCUCCCCUGGUGGCUGCAGGCGGGGUGUCCACGCCACCCGCGCGCCCCAGGACGACGCCGCUGGCGCUCGGGCCUGGCGAGGCGCGCGACUACUCUCCCGCGGCGUGCAACCCACCUGAAGUGGAGGCGCGGUAGUUCCAGCGGAGUGGACUGGCUCACUUAAAUUCCUGGGACCUGAGCACAGUUCCCCGAGUCCAGGAGCAGCGCAGCUCGCUCCACGCUGCGGCUUGCUUGUGUAGUCGAGGACCUUACGCUUUUCUGGGGGUGACUUCAUUUUCCGAGCUUGCGAUUAGGUCACUGGGAAAAAUUUAGCUUUGUACCUCCCCACCUCUCCCCCAGGUGACAAGCAUUUUUAAUGGUUUUGUAUUUUUCUUAAUUUUGUGCUCUAACGACAUUUUAAAGAACCAAAAAAAAAAGAAUUUUUAGUUGGGAUUUACAGUUUCACUUCUCAGAUCCCAUUUGAGCCCCAGAGUUUGUCUUAUUUAUGGAAAGAAACGGUCUUUCUGUCCAGCGCACUGUGAGGCUCCGCACUCAGGCCCGGCUCUGGCCUUCCCUUGGUACUUGGAACCGAAGUUACAGAUAUAUAUUAACAUAAUAAUUAAUAAUAAUGUACAAAACUUUGGGUUUUCUGCCUUAUUCUAUUAUGCAUAGGUGUAAGAAGAUUUCUUUGGUUUGUUUUUUAGAAAAAAAUGUAAAUAUUCUGUUGAUAUAAUUAUAAAACUUAUUAAAUUCUUAACCUGGACAGUCUAUAACAAGUUUCUAGAAACCCCUCUGGUUAUUUGUGUACGUGGUCACAAAAACCCACUCGGGCUGUCAGUUGUGAACUCUCUCAGCAGAGUAACUGCCGCGACUACCCUUCAACUAUGCAAGCCUCAGAGGCAAGACAGGAUGUGUAGGGGAGACAGCGUCUGAGCUUCCUGUAGGGUGGUUGGACCUCCCAGAGAGCCACACUUCUGGGCAUCUGCUUAGACUGAAGCAGACUUCAGGAAUUUCUCUAGUUAUGAGGACAGACCUGCGCCCAUGUGCUAACCUUAGUGCAGUGUUCUUUGGAUCUGUGUAAGCCAGACAGAAUCUUAGAAGUUGGUUCCGAGAAAAAGAUUGGUUUUCUUCCUCCUGUACCCCAGCAUCUGUCUGAGGGCUGCCCUCCCUCCCGGUCCCCACUCCCACCACUAGGCCUGUAGUAGCUCCUUUGGCUUUGGUUUUGCAUUCAGACCCUCUCAAGCUUUUUCCAUGUGUUGUCAGCUGUCCUUUUUGGUUUCCUGACCACCACUUUUGUGCUGAAUCAACAUACAGCAGCCCUGUCUGCUUUGUUCGGUCCCUUCCUGCUGGCCUUGUGUUUCCACCGUGGACUCUGGUUAUUUAAACAGUCUGUUUUCAUGUCAAUCAACAGUGAUAAAUACAGCCUUGAUUUGGAUGAA